AUGAGGGCAACGUGUCCGAGGAGCAGACGUCCGGCGCAAUUGCCGCGCACAGAAGCCGCGGAGGUACCCCAAGAAAUCGCCACUGCCAGCUACGCUGUAGCGGUAACGCGCGAAGCUCCACGUGUUCACGAGACGGCCUCAGCGGAAGCGGCAGCCCCGUUAGCCGCCGCCACGGAGAGCCCAGCGGCCCCCACACCCCCUGCGCCCGUCACUGCCCCGGCCCCGGCCGCCGCAGGUAGCGCGGGUGAGAAACGCCAGCUGAGCUCCGACUCGGAGGGCGAAGGUACAAUGGAGACCGACGCAGCCCUGGCCCCCACCCCCUCGCCCGCUGCCCGGCGGCCGAGGAUCGCGGAGCAAGUCACGAAACUGGCCCGCAUUCUGAAGGAAUCAGGAGACGAGCCCAAAGAGAACAACGUGGACGUCCCGAGCGCGGGGAAAGCCAAAAAGCGCCGGAGCAAGCGGCGAAGUCUCAGCCGUGAAAAAGACAAGAUGGACGUAUCUGAAGCAGAGGAGUCAGAUACGGCAUCCGCAUCAAAAAAGGCUACAACCCCUAAAGCAGAGGACGUAGUCCUACGGCCGGAACGGCCACAGCACUCCACAGACCCGCCUCCACAAAGCGAUUAA
Schistocerca nitens (vagrant locust) is the source of this 624-nucleotide messenger RNA. Its product is annotated as nematocyst expressed protein 3-like. The coding region runs from base 1 to 624 and encodes 207 amino acids. The record is from RefSeq and is a predicted model, not a curated record. NCBI's taxonomy places the organism in Eukaryota, Metazoa, Arthropoda, Insecta, Orthoptera, Acrididae. The transcript is spliced from 2 exons.